UUUAUGCAUGGUGGCCAUUCCCAAUAUAGACAGACAGUUAAAAAAUGGAUUAAACAAAUUCCGUAUUCUGUACCUUGGGUUCAAUCUGCGCGUUUUGUAAAAAUCAAAACCGCACUCUCCUAAAAGGAAGAGAAAAGUAUUUUAGUGACAGCCAUGAAUUAUCGCACCAUGCUCCAGCAAUAUUUGUUUCCACCAUUUUCGGACCUUUCUUCUCCCUCAAAUAGAUUAAACCCACUUAUUAUUUUCAUCUCUAUUAUCUUCUUUUUAUCUUCAAAAUCACCCUUUUCCCUUUCCAACAAUCUUUUUAUUUGGGAAUCUUGAUUGUUAGAGUUCUUUUUUCUUUUUUGGGAUUCGAAUGUGAGUCAAGAAAUUCACAAGAUGCAAGAAGGGAAGAUGUUAUUCGCCAGGAUCGAUGAUUCUCCCAUGUUUCGUCAACAGAUCCAAUCAUUGGAGGAAAGUUCUGAGACUUUGAGGGACAAAUGUCUAAAGUAUUAUAAAGGAUGUCGAAAGUACACAGAAGGGCUUGGAGAGGCAUACGAUAGAGACAUUGCUUUUGCCAGUUCACUUGAAAUCUUUGGUGGAGGGCGUAAUGAUCCCAUUUCUGUUGCGUAUGGAGGUCCUGAUAUGGCCAAAUUUGCGAUCGCUCUGAGAGAAAUUGGAACCUACAAGGAAGUUCUUCGGUCACAGGUAGAGCGUGUAUUAAAUGAUCGAUUACUGCAUUUGGCAACCAUUGAUCUUCAAGAUGUAAAGGAAGCUCGGAAGCGUUUUGACAAAGCUAAUGUUGCUUAUGAUCAGGUUCGAGAGAAGUUUUUGUCAUUGAGGAAAAGUACUAGGAUGGAUGUAGCUGCAGCCAUUGAGGAGGAACUUUACAAUGCAAGGUUGAGCUUUGAGCAAGCCCGCUUUAAUCUGGUCAGUGCUCUUUCUGCGGUUGAGGCCAAAAAGAAGUAUGAAUUUUUGGAAGCUGUUGGCAGUAUGAUGGACAGUCAUCUUCGGUUUUUCAAACAGGGGUAUGAACUUUUGCAUCAAAUGGAGCCUUAUAUCAGCCAGGUCUUGGCUUAUUCGCAAAAAGCUCGAGAAAGUUCCAUGUAUGAGCAGGCAGCUCUCAAUGAGAGGAUGCAAGAGUACAAACGGAAAAUAGAUCAAGAAAGGAGAUGUUCGUUCAAUGGGUCUACAAAUGGUGACGUCACACAACCUUUUUCCAGGAGUUCUCACAAGCUUAUAGAAGCAGUCAUGCAAUCUGCUUCUGAAGGAAAGGUACAAACUAUAAAACAAGGAUACCUGUCAAAGCGUUCUUCUAAUAUAAGAGGUGACUGGAAGAGAAGAUUCUUUGUUCUAGAUAGCCGAGGAAUGCUGUACUACUAUCGAAAACAAUUGAGCAGACCAUCUUUUCAGGGUUCUGCCAGCCCCCUCCUUUCAAACAGAUGUUCUUCCCCAGAACCAGGAUCAGGACUGCUGAGUCGUUGGCUUUCUUCUCAUUAUCAUGGAGGUGUACACGAGGAAAAAGCUGUUGCACGACACACAGUGAACCUACUGACAUCAACAAUAAAAGCAGAUGCAGAUCAGUCUGAUCUGAGAUUUUGCUUCAGAAUAAUUUCACCAACAAAGAAUUAUACUUUGCAGGCAGAGAGUGCAGCGGAGCAAAUGGACUGGAUAGAAAAAAUAACAGGAGUUAUUACUUCGUUGCUAAGUUCCCAGACACCUGAUAGGCAUUUCUCUGGUAGUCCCAUUGGCGAAAGUAGUUCUAUAGGAAGUACAAUUGAUCAUGAUCAAAGAGCAAUGGAAGAGUACACAUCUGGGAGAGAUCUUACUGGUAGAUCUUUUAUACGUCCAUCCAAAAGUUCAGUGCACAUCCUCAGCACGAAAAGAGAGAAACCAGUUGAAGCACUAAAACGGAUACCUGGGAAUGAUAAAUGUGCUGAUUGUGGUGCCCCUGGACCAGAAUGGGCUUCUUUAAAUCUUGGAAUUCUUAUAUGCAUUGAAUGUUCUGGUGUUCACCGGAACUUUGGUGUACAUAUAUCCAAGGUAAGAUCUUUGAAACUUGAUGUUAAAGUGUGGGGGCCUUCAGUCAUAACGCUUUUCGAGGCACUGGGUAAUGUGUUCGUGAAUUCUGUUUGGGAGGAGCUGUUGCAUGCAAGAAAAACGUUUCAGGCUGAUGAAAUACCAAUGCGGUUUUUUGAGUCUGAAAAACACAAAGAGUUCUUUGGAAAACCCAGUUAUGCUGAUCAUAUUUCAGUAAAGGAGAAAUUCAUUCAUGCAAAGUACGCAGAAAAACGUUUCAUUCACAAGGUCAAGGACACUACACACCUUCUUUCGGUUGCAGAACAGUUGUGGGAAGGUGUCCGUGCAAAUGACAAGAAAGCUGUAUAUCGUCUCAUUGUUGUCUACCAAGCUGAUGUUAAUGCAGUCCAUGGGGAAGAAGCAUCACCUGGUACGCCUCAAAAUCUAGAGACUUGUUCAGAUUCGAACAAACCUGAUUGUAAUUUCUUCUUUUUAGGCAGUGCUAGUUCAAGCUCAUUUAACCCACAAAGUGAAAGUGAAGAGCAUUGCAUUGAUGAAUUUCUUGAUGGCUGUUCCUUACUUCACCUAGCUUGCCAAACUGCUGAUAUUGGCAUGGUGGAGCUGCUUUUGCAGCAUGGGGCCAACAUAAAUGCUUGUGAUUCACGAGGUCAGACUCCACUGCAUCAUAGUGUUGUGAGAGGAAGAACUGCAACUUCCAAACUGUUACUUGCGAGGGGGGCCAACCCACACAUUGCUGAUCUUGAAGGCAAGACCCCAGCUCACCUUGUCUCAGAAUUAGCCCUUAAUGAUGUGGAGAUUCUUGCCCUCCUGAAAGUUGCAAAUAGAUAGCAGCAGCACAAAGGUCACUCGGAGGUAGAGUUUCCACGUCACACAGAGUGAUGCUUUAUCCUCAAAGCAACGAAGGUUUAAGCUAUCUCGGAAAACAGCUUGCAGGUCUUCAUUCUGCCAGAGAUUUUAAUAUGUGCCGCCCUCAUGGAAUGAAAGAGAAAAAUCUCUUUGGGUUGGCAAAUUGGAGCCAAGAUGAUAAUAAUACAGAGUGCCAAGUUACAAAGGAUGUUUUGUUUGCUGCUUCAAGAUGCAUAAUACACUUCAUAUAUAAUUCCUUGCACAGCUUACAGAAUUAGACAGUAGAUUAAGUUGUACAUAGUUUGUUACUGUAAAUUAUCUUGAGAUACCAGAAACUGAAGAUGUGCAAAGUGAGGUUUUUUUUUUCCCAGCUAUAUAUAUAUAUAAAGCAAACUCAUGUUGAUCAAUUAUUAAUACUUGUUCCGGUUU
This is a messenger RNA of Solanum dulcamara, 3294 nucleotides long. RefSeq names its product ADP-ribosylation factor GTPase-activating protein AGD3-like. The coding region runs from base 379 to 2847 and encodes 822 amino acids. The transcript is spliced from 19 exons. NCBI's taxonomy places the organism in Eukaryota, Viridiplantae, Streptophyta, Magnoliopsida, Solanales, Solanaceae. Gene Ontology annotation, cellular component: cytoplasm. The record is from RefSeq and is a predicted model, not a curated record. Gene Ontology annotation, molecular function: protein binding; GTPase activator activity.